AUGACAUACGCAUUUCAUGAACGAGCCCUACUCAUCACAUUACAGGUCCGCUGUGAUCGAAAAGAUCCUUGUGGGAACUGCCAGGAUGCAGAGAUUCCAUGUGAGCGCCAACGAGCAGCAAAGCGUCGAUGCACAGGCAAACCUCGUCGGGAAAUUUCGAGUCCCGGUCCCUCUCGGAUUGCUGAAAUUCAAAGUAUCCCAAAUGAGUUCGAUGAAUUGGUGACACCAAACGAGAUGGUGCCCUUUGUACCAAUUUCUCGGGCGAAGUAUCAACCCAAUGUGUUGAUGGCGCCCACUCAAAUCCUAUAUGAUCCAGUUUAUGAUGCUCAGUCGACUAUUCAGCGUCAAUUGCGCCAGUUACCAGGACUGACGCUGGACAGACGCAGUGUGUUGGAGACUGCUCUGUCUGUCAUGAAUUUAUUAUCCGACAACACCCGGAUCAUACAAGAAACUCAGAGUGGCAAUCAGGGCGCAGGAUCGCCACGAAUUCCGCCGACUGAAUUCCUUGCCUGGAUGUUAAAAGAUAUUCCGACCGACAGAUUUGGGCCCUUUGUCGCAGACUAUUUCAGGCACCUUUCAACAGGCACUUUGAAGCGCAUGGGACUUGCACUCCUUCGCAAGAAAGCAUCACCCCAUGAGUCAAUCAUUUACACGGUGUGCGUCAACGCCGUUGCCUACAAGUUCCUCACAACCGUCAUCAGCCUCGAAGACGAUCCCGACCUCGCUCUGGAGCUUCGGAAAAACGCUACAGAGUAUCGAGCAGCCGCUCAAACGGCAUUAAAGCAGAUCCCACUCCUCAUUCCGCCUUCACUUGGGCUACUACAGGCAGUUCUAUGUGGAGUAAGCUACCUCAAUCCCUCAUUCCUUCACUGUCCUCAACUAACUGUCCAGGUAUUCCUCCAUCAGGGAUCCGGUGAUGUCGGACUGAGCGGCGAUCUCACCAAAGCCGCCUGCAAAACCUGCACAGAUCUAGAUCUUCCGGGGACUGUCUUACGGGGACACGCGACCGAGGAGGAACUUUUCUGCUUCCUGUGGUGUUACACCUUGGACAGAAAUCAUGCUUACAAAGUCCGCACUUCACGAUGUCUGCUCGAUGUUCAUCUUCCAGCCACAUUCGCAGAUCUAUACCCUACUUUCCCCAAUAUUGCCGAACUGCUUUUGAUCUACCUGGAUCUAGCUCGAGUUCAGGAUACAGUGGUAUCAUAUCUUCCUGACUCGACCGCACACCAUGCUUUGUCUCUAUAUGAGACCGGCGAAUACAUGCUUGUGCAAAUGCAAUACAUCCAGCAACGUUUGAACCAACUCGACACAUUAUCAUCAGAGUGGAAAGGCCUCGAUCGCCAAACAGAAAUGUCAGCCCUAAGAUUCGCCUACCAAUCCGUAAUGACCGGUAUCCUGUACCUCCUCCAAACAGACUCCGAUCAACCCCCUCGCUCAACAGACGGAUAUCUCCAAUCAGCACGCCAGGAGCUCUCAGCCUUAGUCUCAAUGUGUCACACAGCAGAAAAGCAAACAGCCGUCGCCUUCUUGAAUUGGACAAUCCUCCUAUACCCCGCAACAGCAUACCUAGUCCUCUUCUGCAACGUCGUGGCAACAUCCGAUAUCGGCGAUUUCAACCUCAUGAAAUCCAUUGCUGACUGUCUAUCCCAGUCAGGCAUCAGUUACCCUCUUGUGCAACUGCGCACUCUAUUCCAGAACUUUCUGGGUCUGUCACAGGGUUUCUUUGGUGAUGAACGCAAUAUGCAACUCCUGGCUGAACCGGAUACCUCGUACCCGGUUAACCCAUUUAUGAUAUGGGAUAACACCGAAUUUUCAUUUGAUGAAAGCUUCUCUGGCAUGCUGGGCAUGUCGGAGACUGAGCUUUUGUUGCCAUAUGGGGAUUUGCUUUGA
Molecule: messenger RNA, 1890 nt
Organism: Penicillium salamii
Lineage: Eukaryota; Fungi; Ascomycota; Eurotiomycetes; Eurotiales; Aspergillaceae
Source: the annotation of a GenBank genome assembly